Penicillium coprophilum is the source of this 927-nucleotide messenger RNA. Its product is annotated as aminoglycoside phosphotransferase family protein. Lineage: Eukaryota; Fungi; Ascomycota; Eurotiomycetes; Eurotiales; Aspergillaceae. The coding region runs from base 1 to 927 and encodes 308 amino acids. The record is from RefSeq and is a predicted model, not a curated record. The transcript is spliced from 2 exons.
AUGCAAGGAAACACAAGGGACGAAGCUGCACCGUCGACUAAACCCCUUCCUGAACACAAAGCUACACCUACGACUAAGGCGCUUUCUAAAGACAAAGCUGCAUUGAAAGCCGAACUUUUGCACCGACUCUUGAAUCACGACAAAAUCAAAGCUGAUGAGGCAGAAGCUAGGUCCAAGGUUACAGAUGAUGAAGGAGAGAUACUCUAUACCUUUCAUCGCCACAAGAUUGUUCGAAUCAGCGAAGAUCUUGUGGUGAAAAAGGCCGACGAUAUUCCAGUCCAUGAAGCUCCAACCCUUCGGUUUAUCGCUGAGAAUACUACAAUCCCAGUGCCAAAGGUUCAUGAUGUUCGGUGGGAGGAAGAUAAAGUGGUUGGCAUUGUUAUGGACUAUAUACCUGGCAAGUCACUAGACGACGUUUGGAAUACCUUGAGUCCUAGCCAGAAACAAUCAAUUUCCGAGCAACUCCGUGGCUAUAUCACCCAACUUCGAAAUCUCAAAGGCAAUUAUAUCGGUGCUAUUGAUCGCGGUACUGUCUCGAUGGGCAAGUGGGGGCCUAUCUAUGGAGGGCCCUUUGACUCUGAACACGAAUUCAAUCAGUGGAUUCUAAAUGACCUCAGUUCAGGACUGUCGGCCCCUCUCAGAUACUAUGCAGAACAUGCACUGACGGAUGGUCAUGAAAUUGUCUUCACCCAUUCUGAUUUCUCCUCUCGAAAUAUACUUGUGGAUGAAAACAAUGAUUACCGGGUUACUGCUAUCCUAGAUUGGGAGUUUGCUGGCUGGUAUCCAGAGUGGUGGGAAUACUUGAGAGCCUACAAGAACUUCCACCGAGGCAAGGAUUGGGGUGAUUGUCUGUGCUAUAUUCUACCCCCUCAAUAUGAUCGAGAGUUCAUUGCUAUGUGUUAUGUAUCUGAAUACUGCAGCAGCUAG